AAUUCUGAAAGAAGCUGGCUGGAUUUCAAGGAUGGAGGACAAAAGCGAAGUCAUGAACCAACCUGCAUAAUCACUGAUUAGUGAUAAUUUUCAACCAAAACUCAAACUUUUGGUUGCAACUUGAAGAAUUAUUAAUGCUACAAUAAGAUCCAAGGGGGCCCCACUGAUCGAUCGAGCCUUCUUCCUGCUUGGAGGACCUUUGCGAUAUAUAGCUUUCCUACAUGUCCAGUCCAGUGUUGCCAGACACUUGCUCCAUAGAUACAAUAUUCCAUUUCACACGCUUUUUAAGGGCGAUUCUUUGUCUCUGACAAUACCCAGAAACGGACGUGGAGAUGUUUGGAUGCAAGUGUUUCCAUCGGAAGAGAAUCGACAAUUGUUUGCCAUCUGAACCUGACUCUUUCUCUCUUCCUGCUCCUCUCCCGGAUUGGCCUUCAGGCCAAGGAUUUGCUUCUGGAAGGAUAAAUCUUGGGGAAAUUGAAGUUGUUAGGGUCUCCAGGUUUGAGUUGAUUUGGACCUGCAAUCUUUCACAGGACAAGAAGACAGGUGUUUCAUUCUACAAACCCGUGGGAGUGCGUGAUGGAUUUUAUAGCCUCGGUCACUUCUGCCAAUUUAACAAUAAGCCCUUUAGAGGUUUUCUCCUUGUGGCUAGGGAGGUUGCUUUUGCUGAGACCCAAGGAGCUAAUUUUGGCAGGCCUGUCAAUUCUCCUGCUCUUCAAAAGCCCCUUGAUUAUACAUUAAUCUGGAGUUCAUAUGAUGGAAGCGAGGAAAACUAUGAUGGAUGUGGUUUCUUCUGGCUACCUCAGCCUCCUCGAGGUUAUAAACCUUUGGGCUUUCUAGUUACUGAGAAACCAGAGAAGCCAGAUGCGGAUGAAGUGAGGUGUGUUAGAGAAGACCUGACAGAUGAAUGUCAAGCUUAUCGCCCAAUUCUUACUUCCUAUACAAAACUUUCAACUUUUCCAUUCCAAGUAUGGAGUACGAGACCCUGUCAUCGAGGAAUGCUGGGAAGAGGUGUUUCAGUUGGCACAUUUUUCUGCAGUAACCACUGGUCUUGUGGAGAGGAGCUCAGUAUUGCCUGCUUAAGGAAUACAAAUCCUGAAUUACAUAGCAUGCCAAAUCUUGAACAGAUCCAUGCACUCAUCAAUCACUAUGGGCCAAGAGUUUUCUUUCAUCCUGAUGAGAUCUAUUUACCGUCUUCUGUUUCAUGGUUUUUCAAAAAUGGAGCACUUUUGUAUAAAGCUGGUAACUUGACAGGUGAACCUAUUGAUAUUAGCGGCUCUAAUUUGCCUGUAGGCGGGACAAAUGAUAGGGCAUUUUGGAUAGACUUGCCCAACGAUGAUCGAAGAGAUACUGUUAAAUUGGGAAACUUGGAAAGUGCAAAACUAUAUGUUCAUGUGAAGCCUGCGCAUGGUGGGACAUUCACUGAUAUUGCAAUGUGGGUAUUUUGCCCUUUCAACGGACCAGCUACUCUUAAAGUUGGACCUGUAAAUGUUGCCCUUAGCAAGAUUGGGCAGCAUGUAUGCGACUGGGAGCAUUUCACUCUCCGCAUAUGCAACUUUAUUGGGGAGCUAUGGAGUCUGUAUUUCUCUCAGCACAGUGGUGGUGAAUGGGUUGAAGCUUAUGACUUGGAGUACAUAGAGGAAAAUAAACCUAUUGUAUAUUCAUCAAAAAGCGGACACGCAAGCUAUCCUCAUCCCGGAACCUACAUCCAGGGAUCUGCAAAACUUGGGAUCGGAAUAAGGAAUGAUGCAGCUCGUAGUAACUUGUACGUAGAUUCCAGCACCAAUUAUGAAAUCGUUGCAGCUGAGUAUAUACAAGGUAAUGCUUGCAUUGAGCCUAGUUGGUUACAAUAUAUGAGGGAGUGGGGUCCAAAAAUUGUAUACAAUUCAAAGAAUGAGCUAGACAGAAUCAUUAACUUUUUGCCUGUGAGGCUUAGAUUUUCUGCACAUAACAUAUUUUAUAAGCUUCCAUUGGAGCUUUAUGGGGAAGAAGGGCCUACUGGACCAAAGGAAAAGAAUAAUUGGGUGGGAGAUGAAAGAGGCUAGUUUCUACUGUGUAUCUCUUAUUCUUAGAAAAUCUUUGAAUCCCACUGCUUGUAGUAUUUGUAUACAUAUCUCAUUCUUGUAUAGGAAGUUUUUAAGAUAUCAGCGUUGAAAGUUCUUUCUUGAAGGGGAGGAAGAAGGCGAGUUCAACCAUGCGGUAGGAGUUCUGUUUCAACCAGUUGAAUUUCCAAUUACUUAGCUAAUUAGACGUGAGCCCCUUUCAACCUGUAGGACAUGGCCAACACUUUUACAGUUAGUUUAUAAAGGUAUACACAAACAAACAUUAGUAAAAGAUGUUUGAAUUCCACUUAUUCUGUUGGCAGAGCUGUUUUGCAAGCUCAUCUUGGCAGUUAUACUUUCAUCAAAGCACUCCUUAGUUUUCAU
Manihot esculenta (cassava) is the source of this 2423-nucleotide messenger RNA. RefSeq lists its product as uncharacterized. The coding region runs from base 333 to 2042 and encodes 569 amino acids. Lineage: Eukaryota; Viridiplantae; Streptophyta; Magnoliopsida; Malpighiales; Euphorbiaceae. The transcript has 2 exons. The record is from RefSeq and is a predicted model, not a curated record.